AUGGAGCGUGUCAUUCAGCUUGCGGCUUCAUUGCCCGACGGCUCAGAUAUACAAACUAAGCUCACGGGAACCCUGGUCAAGGAAUUGUGGGAUAGCUUGCAACAUCCGCCAUUGUCAUAUCUGGGCGACGAGUAUGAGUAUCGCACCGCCGACGGGUCGAACAAUAACCCCCUGUAUCCAAAACUCGGAAUGGCAGGCACGCCAUAUGUAAAAAGUGUCACUCCUCUGACCCCUGGGAGGCCGUACCCGGAUCCGGGAGAAGUGUUCGAUAAACUGCUGGCUCGUCAGGGACCACCAAAAGAACACCCGAACAAGAUCUCGAGCAUGCUCUUCUACAUGGCUACUAUUAUCAUCCACGAUUUAUUCCGUACCGGCGACGACACCAAAAAGGAUCCUAAUCCGAAUUAUAACAUUUCAUCCACUUCCUCUUACCUUGAUUUAUCCCCCUUGUACGGCAACAACGUCCAAGAACAGCAAGCUGUUCGCACUAUGAAAGACGGCUUGCUCAAGCCUGACACCUUCUCUGAACAUCGUCUUCUGGGCUUUCCGCCCGGCGUCUCCGCGUUUUUGAUCACAUUUAAUCGCUUCCAUAACUAUGUAGCAGGAGAACUAAAACGCAUUAACGAGGGGGAAAGGUUCAGUCCGAAUCCACGGCUGAGCAAGGAAGAUGCAGAGAGAGAGGUUGACAAACGCCUCUUCAACACCGCAAGACUUGUGACAUGCGGCCUCUACGUCAAUAUCAUCCUCUCCGACUAUGUAAGGACAAUUCUUAAUAUGAACUACGCUCCCGCCUCUAGUUGGGUCCUGGACCCGCGAAGGUCCUUCUCCGAAGUCUUCGAUAAGGGCAGUUUCCCCGUGAGCACUGGCAACCAGGUUUCGGUUGAGUUCAACCUCAUCUACCGCUGGCAUUCCACUGUUAGCGCGCAAGACGAAAAAUGGUCUCAGGACUUCUUCCAAAAGCUGUUCCCAGGCCAGGAAGUUUCCAAACUGCCUCUUAGAGACUUCCUUACAGGGCUGUCUAACUUGAGGGGGGAAAUCGUGGCCCAGAAACCGGAGUGCCGCACUUUUGGAGGCUUGAAGCGCGACAGCUCCGGUUUCUUCAACACACAGGCCCUAGCAAAGCUCAUCGCGGAGAGUACAAAUGAUGUUAGCGCCGCUUUUGGGGCGCACCAAGUGCCUGUCGUGCUCAGGCUCGUGGUAAUGCUUGGCAUCAGUCAGGCUCGCGGCUGGCACAUCGGCACGCUAAAUGAGCUGCGCAAGUUCAUGGACCUCAAACCUCACGAGAGCUUCGAGGACAUUAACCCCGAUCCGAAGACCCAGGAGGCCAUGAAGGCCCUCUACAAAGAGCCUGAUUUUGUAGAAAUGUACCCCGGCGUACUUUUCGAGCAUGCCAAGGAACCUGUCUAUCCAGGUUCAGGACUCUGCGGGGGCUUCACGAUGGUUAGGGCCGUCUUGAGCGAUGCUGUUACCUUGGUUAGGGGUGAUCGAUUCUAUACACUUGUAUGCUCGCCCUUGUUUCUCCAUGUCCAUGCUUGCCCAGAAUGGCCGCAAUGGUAG
Molecule: messenger RNA, 1557 nt
Organism: Trichoderma gamsii
Lineage: Eukaryota; Fungi; Ascomycota; Sordariomycetes; Hypocreales; Hypocreaceae
Product: linoleate diol synthase
Exons: 6
Coding region: 1-1557 (518 amino acids)
Biological process (GO): response to oxidative stress
Molecular function (GO): peroxidase activity; heme binding
Source: RefSeq, a predicted model, not a curated record